Physeter macrocephalus (sperm whale) is the source of this 2039-nucleotide messenger RNA. RefSeq names its product Myb/SANT DNA binding domain containing 1 (gene MSANTD1). The record is from RefSeq and is a predicted model, not a curated record. Gene Ontology annotation, cellular component: nuclear body. The transcript is spliced from 5 exons. Gene Ontology annotation, biological process: positive regulation of DNA-templated transcription. Bases 1120 to 2034 code for a protein of 304 amino acids. Lineage: Eukaryota; Metazoa; Chordata; Mammalia; Artiodactyla; Physeteridae.
UGUGAGCCCUUCCCCCCAAGUUCAGGCCACCCCAGAACUCCGAGGAUGCCAGGCGGGCUCACAGAUGGGCACGCUGGCCCGUGGGCCUGGGGGUGGGGCGGGGGCACCACGUGGCCAUCGCGGCCCGUCCAGCAGGUGUGAGGGCUCUUGCUGGCAAGCCACCUGCUUGAGUUUUACCUUCAAAAUGUUCAGUCCCGACGCCUUAGGUGGCCCUUCUCUCUGCAGCCCCCGCAGGCUCCACCGCUUUGGUCCUCUGCCCGGCUAAGGCUUGGUCCCCUGGCCAGUCCUGGUGGGCACUCAGUCCCUAGGCCCUGCCGAGGUGGCAGCCCAUCCCCAGCCUGGCUCUCAGGCCCGGCUGUCCUGCCCUCCCCGAUACAGCCCCACCACCUCUCACUGCCCGUCCCGCACGUGCUCUGGGCCGGGAGGCCUUGCUGCCUCUCUUGGCCGGUCCUGCCGCAGAGCUCUCCUUCAUCCUGCGCUGCACCACCCAGCUGGUGCUGGAGGUCAGUGUCCCUGUCCCUUGAGCCUCAGUCAAACCCUGGCGGAGGCCUGCUGAGCGUGCGUGGCCGGGGACCCCAGCCAGUGCCAGUGGUCGCUUUGUCCAAGGUCAGUGUUGGGGGGCCUCCCAGGAGAGCCGGGAAGCAGCAGGGGCAUUUGCCCAGGACCAUGGGCAGAGGAGGCGUGACGGUGUCCUUCACGGGGAGCCUGGCGGCCACUGCACAACACAGAUCAAACCCGGCCCCGAGCCAGCCUGCCUGGGUUCAGAGCCCAGCUUGGCUCCUUGACCACAGCGUGACCUCACCUUUGUCCCUCAGGCUGUUCAUCUGGAAAAUGGGAGUAACAGCAGUGCCAGCCUCCCUCACAAGAGUGCCGUGAGGAUCAAAGUAGAAAACACAGGCGUACCAGACAUACUGCACUUAGAACGGUGCCCAGCGAUCCGAGAGUGCUCGAAUUCUUAUUACUGUCGCCUUAGCAAGCGUCACAAAGCUGGAAGGCAGAAAAUAAAUGGCUGGCUCAAGGAAGGUCCAAUUUGCAGGAGGGAGAAAGGGAGGAAGGACCAAAGUGUAUUGAAUAGGAAGACUUCAGAGAGGAGCUGAUGCCAGAACAGGGUUUUGAAGGAUGAAUAAGAGUUUGCCAGCCAGCAAGCAUCCCGCCUGCAAGGAGGAGAGCGGGCAGACAGUGGCCGAGCCAGGGGUCUGCUCGGGGCCGGAGCCCUGCCCCCGCCCAGCCUGGCGGCGGUGGCAUUUGUACCGUGCCCCCGGCAUGGCAGCGGCCGAGGUGCCCGGCUACCUCGUGUCCCCGCAGACGGAGAAGCACCGGCGGGCCCGCAACUGGACGGACGCGGAGAUGCGCGGCCUCAUGCUCGUCUGGGAGGAGUUCUUCGACGAGCUGAAGCAGACCAAGCGCAAUGCCAAGGUGUACGAGAAGAUGGCCAGCAAGCUGCUGGAGAUGACCGGCGAGCGCCGGCUGGGCGAGGAGAUCAAGAUCAAGAUCACCAACAUGACCUUCCAGUACAGGAAAUUAAAAUGCAUGACAGAUAGCGAGUCCGUCCCGCCCGACUGGCCCUAUUACCUAGCCAUUGAUAGGAUUCUGGCCAAGGUCCCCGAGUCCUGUGAUGGCAAACUGCCGGACGGCCAGCAGCCGGGGCCCUCCACGUCCCAGACCGAGGCGUCCCUGUCGCCGUCUGCUAAGUCCGCCCCUCUGUACUUACCGUAUAACCAGUGCUCCUACGAAGGCCGCUUCCAGGACGAUGGCUCCGCCAGCUCCUCCAGCUUACUGUCCCUUAAGUUCAGGUCGGACGAGCGGCCCGUGAAGAAACGCAAGGGCCAGGGCGGCCACUUGCAGAGGAAGAAGCUGCGGCUGCUGGAGACGAUGCUGGAGGAGCAGCGCCGGCUGAGCCGCGCCCUGGAGGAGACGUGCCGCGAGGUGCGCCGCGGGCUGGACCAGCACAGCCUUCUGCAGGCGCAGGGCCUGCAGCUGCAGGAGCGCAUGAUGAGCCUGCUCGAGAAGAUCAUCGCCAAGUCCGGGGUCUAGGCCGC